Molecule: messenger RNA, 3736 nt
Organism: Hemiscyllium ocellatum (epaulette shark)
Lineage: Eukaryota; Metazoa; Chordata; Chondrichthyes; Orectolobiformes; Hemiscylliidae
Product: protein CutA homolog
Exons: 6
Coding region: 199-654 (151 amino acids)
Biological process (GO): response to metal ion
Molecular function (GO): copper ion binding
Source: RefSeq, a predicted model, not a curated record
AGAGAGAGAGAUUUAGGUGAGGGCGGGACGGAGGGAUCGAGUGAAGAGGAAUCGCCGAGAAGAUCCUAUCGCCGGGUGUGGUGACAGCCUGACUCUCCAGCUAUGGCCCCAGACAGCAGCGAUUCGUGAUUCGGUGCCUUGUCCCGUUGUCACACCCAGACGUUCGGGUAGCGAGUGUGUGCAGGACCGGGCUGCUACAUGCAGCGUUUCCAAGGCUCCCUGCGCUUGGUGCUUACCACACUCCUCUUGGUUCUGCUUAUGGGCCUGUUAUAUCCAGGGCUAAAGAAUGUUGCUGUAUACUUGCACUCAGCAGUUACUGGGAGCUACAUUUCUGGAACACAUUCUCUAGUUUUUCUCAGCUGUCCCAAUGAACAAGUUGGCAAAGUCAUUGCAAGGACUAUUGUGGAGAAGAAGCUGGCUGCUUGUGUGAGCAUCUUACCAAAAGUGUUUUCCAUAUACAACUGGGACAGUGAAAUAACAGAAACUACUGAAGUUCUGAUGGUAUUAAAAACAAGAACCUCAAAAAUCCACAAACUCUCAGAAUUUAUCAGAUCAGUUCAUCCUUUUGAAGUUCCUGAGAUUAUAAGCAUUUUGGUGGAUCAAGGCAAUCCUUUAUACUUGAAAUGGAUAGAAGAGACAGUACUUGAAGAUUGAUUUACUCACUGCCUUAAAAACAAACUAGAUAAGAGUGGAAAAUUACAGGAGUAUGCAGAUGGCUCGCCUCCCAGAGAGAAAGUCGGUGUGAUCAUCUCAUUAUCCAGUUAGAAGCUCCAUUGAGUGCUAUGGGUGGGCAAACAGAGCUCACUCUACCCCUGUCACAUUGUAAAAAAUGAGGUCCCUGAAAUUACUCCAGAGGCCGGUAUCUCAUCACUAAGUCACCCUUUAUUUAAACAUUGACCCAGAUAGCAUGGAGCCACCUCCCAGAGUGAACAGAAUCCCUGACACCCCUGUUUAUAUCUGUCAAUCAGGACUCCAAUUCGACCAGGUUAACAGCCCCCAUAAGGGAACUCAUAUUCUGAGGUCCAUCUGACUGACUUCACUCCAAUCACUUCCCCUCUUAUGUCCUGGGAUGUAUGCCUGUUCUUUUUCCUGUAGCCUCUCCUGGGACAUUUUCACAACAGGUCUGGUUCCUUCAACUCUGCCUCUGAUACUCAUGGCAUGUAUCAAACCGUAGCCUGUUACUCACCCCCUGAGCGAUUCGGCAAAGUUCAUCUUCAGGCGGUAACAGCGUCAAGGCUGCAACAUCUGCUGUGUUCAUCUCAUUCUCCAGUUUCUUCAAUGCUAAGUGGAGGAGGAGAACCCAUAAUUUCUGACAGCCUUCAUGGCUGUUCUGAGGGGCCAUGAGAUGUUUUGCUCCUGCCUCAUUUGCAAGGUUGCAGCUUUCAUGCAGCCCAUGUGCUCAGGACUGCCUCAACUACCCGAACUUUGUGUCAUAGGACCUGACCAUGCAUCAAUCACACCUGUUACCCAUGCAGGGCCAUUCCUAUGGUUUCAACACCAAACUUCAUCCUCUGAAGUAAACUGCCACUUUCGCUUAGCUGUUUUGUGUCCAGUACCGGCCUUUCUGAUGCAGUUUCGUCUCUCCCCUGGUUUGGGAGGAUCAGGUUUUGCCUGGUGCAGAGUCUUCUCCCCCAUUAGCAGCUCUGCUGGAGCUGUCCCUGUAGCUGAGGUGGUCCUAUAAUCGAACAAGACCGUUUGGUAUCAAAUGAAGCUGUAGCCUGAUUCUUUAAGACUGCCUUCAAAGUUUGGAUUGUUCUUUCCACCAUACCAUUGGAUGAUGGAUGGUAUGGAUGUGUCCCAACAUGCCAAAUGUCGUGAGACUUAAAUAAUACUUAAAUUUCCUGCUGGUAAUCAAUCUGCUGAGUAAAACCGAAUAAAUCUCAAUUACAGGAGGAUUGGAAUCAUAAUAUUCCUUAGUUAAAACCUCUUGGAUGGUUUUUGUAUCUGGUACCUCACGAAAAAUUAUGCUUCAAAUAGCCAAAAAAGUUGUGGAUCCAGAAGCUGUCAGGAGAAUUACUCAUAGCUUUUUGUCUGCCCCAAUGUCAUUUGCCCAGAAACAAUUAUACAUUCUUUCUACAUGUUUGAUCCUGCUGUUGAAGACUGGACUAAAUAAGUCCAGUUUCCCAGACAAUGGCAUGAUGCUAGAAAUGCUUACCCAAACUCCAAGCUGGUGAUUAUAGACAAAUCUCUUCAGAGGCAUGUUCUUCCCCCUUGUUGCAACUAAUUUCACAGAGGCCAGUAUCCCAUCACCAAGUCACUCUUUGUUUACACAUGCAUAAUACAUGACACUGAUCCAGAUGCCACAGAGCCAGCUCUUUUUAGAUUACUUAGUGUGGAAACAGACUCUUCGGUCCAACAAGUCCACACCGACCCACCGAAGUGCAACCCACCCAUUCCCCUACAUUUACCUAACACUACGGGCAAUCUAGCAUGGCCAAAUCACCUGACCUGCACAUCUUUGGACUGUGGGAGGAAACCCACGCAGACACUGGGACAAUGUGCAAGCUGUCACAGUCAGUCGCGUAAGUCGGGAAUUGAACCCAGGUCUCCGGCGCUGUGAGGCAGCAGUGCUAACCGCUGUACCACCGUGCCGGCCACAAUGUAGUUCUGAGAGUGAACAGAACACUUAACACUCCUGCUUAUAUCUGUCAGCCAGGACUCUCUGAUUGGGACUGUUAACCUGGCCCAGUCAAGGAACUUGUAUUCUGAGAGAUCCACCUGGUUGACAUUGUUCCAAUCACUACAUCCCACCUCUAAGUGCUGGGAAUAAGGAGGUGAUGGCCUAACCACUUGAUGUAUAUAAUAUGCUACCCUCACCAAAGCAAAACAUGUAGUGGGGAUAUGCAAUAUCAAGUCCUAGAAUUAAUUUCCAUUACAGGUUUUUUAAAAAAUGGGUGUAGAAAUGAAUGUUUGUCUUGUUUUGAUAUAAAAAAUGUUGUCACAACAACUCCUGAUAGUGAAUAUAUUGUUUUUCAGGGAAAUUAUAUCUUUACACUGUAUGCUGUCUUGAGUGACCUUGACAUUUACUUAAGUGAAUCUAAAACCAUUGUAUCAAAACCCUGCUCUUUCACUGAUGCGCAAAUACAUACAUUAACUUCCCACAUUUACAAAAUUUCAAUCUAAAAGAUAAGCCAUGCUCUGGCUUUCAAAACUAAGGCACUUGCCCAAUUUAGAUACUCUGAAAUGAAAGUGUGUCUGUAAAUGUAGCCAAAUUGUCUGCAAACUUUCAUUGAAUAUUAAGAUAUUUUCUCAUCCCACGUGAAUUAAAAGGUUUGUGAGGCUGUAGAGUGUGUAAGACUUUUUUUAAUGUAGAUUUUACAGUCCUGCUGGUGACAUGAGAGAAUUAUAGUCAAAGAUGUAUAAAAGUGAAAUAUCUUGAAAUUAGAUUGAUGGUAAUCUCAUUGAAUUUUAAUUUUCAAUACAGAAAUAUUUAAAGCCUUUUUUAAAAUGGGAACUGAUGCCAGAAGUUCAGAAAUAGGUAUUUUUUUCAAAAGAGCUGAAUGUCACAAAUGCAACCUGAUUAAUACCUUUAUAACUAAAGUAAACAGUAGAAUGUUUUUUGUUUUUCCCCACCACUUUUGAGAGCUUACUAACCAGGAGUUAUAAAAAAAAUAACUUAUCCAGUCUCCUGUGGCCUUGCAUGUAAGUAUUAAGGUGAUUUUGCAAUACAAGAACAAGAAUUUGUAUGACUUUGUACAGGGUUUUAUUGUUCUGUAAUUGUGUGUAACUGGCUUAA